Molecule: messenger RNA, 1286 nt
Organism: Phialemonium atrogriseum
Lineage: Eukaryota; Fungi; Ascomycota; Sordariomycetes; Cephalothecales; Cephalothecaceae
Exons: 5
Coding region: 1-1263 (420 amino acids)
Biological process (GO): 3-(3-hydroxy)phenylpropionate catabolic process
Molecular function (GO): FAD binding; 3-(3-hydroxyphenyl)propionate hydroxylase activity
Source: RefSeq, a predicted model, not a curated record
AUGAGUUCGGCACAGGCAUCGGGAUUCCGAAAGCUUAUCAUCGUCGGUGCAGGCCCAGCAGGGCUUCUGCUCGCACUGCUCCUCGGCAAAAAAGGUGUUCGAAUAGACAUCUUGGACGCAGCAGACAAACUGGACGAGCAGCCGCGGGCGACUCACUACAACUCCCCAGCGACACGUGAGCUUCACCGCGCAGGUGUGCUUGAAGAUGUUCGCGCUGCCGGUUUCAUUCCCCGGAGAGUGGCCUGGCGCAAAGCGGACGGUACAUUCCUCGCCGGUCUUGAUGGCUCGGUCGUUCCGGAGGACAGCCAGGACAGGAUGGUAUGCCUGCCUCUUAACCGUCUGGGGAAGAUCAUCCUUCAGCACCUACAAUCGAUCCCUUCCGUGGACAUCAAGUGGUCUCAUAACGUCGUCAGCCUAGGACAGGAUGAGACAAAGGCCUGGGUAGAUGUUGACACACCUGAAGGACGGCAAACCUUGGACGCCGACUACAUUAUUGGAUGCGACGGUGCUAAUAGCAUCAUUCGCCGUGCCCUCCAAGGCGAUAUGAAUUUCCCAGGAAAGACUUGGCAUGAACAAAUCGUGGCAACAAAUGUCUACUAUGACUUCGACCAAUUUGGGUGGGACGAUGCAAAUUUCAUCAUUGACCUCGAACAUUGGUUCAUGGCAUCGAGAAUUGGCAAGGACGGCCUAUGGCGGGUCUCGUAUGGAGACAUUCCCGGCCUUUCUAGGGAAGAAUACCUUGAACGUCAGCCCAUGAAAUACGAGCAGAUGCUCCCAGGGAAUCCAAAGCCCGGCCAAUACCGAAUCACUAACAUCAGCCCGUACAAGAUCCAUCAACGUUGUGCAGAGAAAUUCCGCAUUGGCCGUUUCAUACUUGCCGCCGAUGCGGCCCAUCUGUGUAAUCCAUUUGGUGGACUGGGUCUUACAGGCGGUUUCGCCGACGUUGGCAGUUUGUACGACUGCUUGAUUGGGAUCCACGAGGGCAAAGCCGACGACUCGAUUCUCGACGAAUACGAUCAAGUACGACGGGACCUGUAUCACAAUUUCAUCGACCCGGCGUCGAGCGAGAAUUUGCGCCGCCUCAACGGUCAAGAUCCCGACCAGGCACUAAAACGCGAUGGAUUCCUGCAGCAGUGUGUCAAGGCUGCCUCAAACCUGGAGCUCGCACGAGAAAUGCAAAUGGGCCUCAACGUGAUACUCCACGACUUCACCCAGCACUAUCGGAAGGAUCCCGAAGCGGCCGUCGUUGCCAAUUCUGUAUGAAGCUCUUCUGACGGGGAAAUCAG